AUGGAGGAUAUUGGAUUGUUCAAUCAAGCAUGGAAAUGGUUGCAAUCAAAAGACUGUUACUCUGUAGCAAGAACAACGGUGAGCAUUUUCAGGGACAAAAUGGGUAUAUUUAUGGAGCGGCAUUGGCCGAUGGUUUGUUUUGGGUUUGCAAGGUGUGGGAGAGGUCUACUAUUCUUAUUGGCGCAUUGGAAAACUUGUUUAGUUACUGGCUUCUGGUCAUUUUCUGAGCUGAGAUCAACAGCUCUUCUCGUUAUUAUGUGGAGCAGCUUUCUGAGUUUGACAUCGAUGUCAUGUCUUCUUUACGCGCUUAUUAGUAUGGUCGCUGCUGUAAUUUCUGUUCGGUACUUAGGCUACGCUCCUGGACUUUUUAUUGUGGGACUGUUUGCCAUUCUAAAUUUAUGGAUGUAUGCUAACUUUUGGAUAACGGGUACAUUGUUCAUAGUGGGAGGUUAUCUAUUUUCCUUAAAUCAUGCUCGGCUGGUGGUAUUCAUGGCAACUAUAUACGCUAUGUAUUGUGUCAAAGUUCGAGUAGGAUGGCUUGGGAUUUUUCUUUCAUUUAACCUUUCAUUCCUAUCAAAUGAUGUCUCGAACUACGUGCUCCAGUGGUGUGAUAAUUUGAGUGAAAGCACCCAUUUUGAGGAGCAUAAAGCAUCCGAGUCAUUCCCAGAAGAUAGUUUCCCCACGGAAUGUGAAUUUUCUGGUCCUAUCGAAGAAGAAGAGAAAUUGCACUCAUGUAAAUCAUCCGACAAACCUGAAAGUAUUUCAUUUGUUGAAAAAACAAAGGAAUGUGCUUAUAAGCAGGUGGUCAGAGAAGAUGCAAGUUCAAGAAUUGAAAUGGAGCGAAUUUUAAGCAGUUCCGAUCAUUACGAAGCACUGGGAUUUCCCCGUUACAGGAAAAUUAAUGUUUUAUCAUUGAAGAAGGAGUACCGGAAAAGGGCCAUGCUUGUGCACCCGGACAAAAAUAUGGGAAGUCCUCUGGCAAGUGAAUCAUUUAAGAAACUUCUAUGUGCAUACGAAAUUCUUUCCGAUGUUGGGAAGAAGAAGGAGUACGACGAGCAACUCAGAAAGGAAGAAUCUAAUGCUGGCACUUCUCGUCAGGAUACUGCUGGUUUUGUUUCUGAGGAGUCAAGGUGUAUACAGUGCACAAAGUGCGGCAAUUCACACAUUUGGGUUUGCACCAAUAGGAUGAAGGCCAAGGCAAGAUGGUGUCAGGAUUGCUGUGAAUAUCAUCAAGCAAAAGAUGGUGAUGGAUGGGUAGAAUACAAAGGGUCACUGAUGUUUGAUCGCCCUCAAAAGGUGGAAAUUCCGCGUGCUUUUGUUUGCGCAGAGAGCAAGAUCUUUGAUGUGUCAGAAUGGGCUAUAUGUCAGGGAAUGACUUGUAGGCCCAACACUCAUCGACCCAGCUUCCAUGUAAACAUGGUGGGACUGGAGAAGUCAAGUCAGAGGUCUAAUUCAGCUCGAUAUCCAUGGGAUUUAGAUGCUGAAAUGAUGGAUGAAGAAGAAGAAUUCGAGCUGUGGCUCCAGCGAGCCCAAGCAUCUGGAAUUUUUUGUGAAACCCCCAGGCGCCGGAAAACCUGGAGUCCCUUCAAGUUGGCUCAGAAAAAUGGGAACAGUGGGGAGAGAGAAGAAACCAUAACUGGCAGGGAUCUAAUUGCUCUGGCAAGGGUACCCAAGAAUAUUGUCAAUGGAUAUGAGAAUGACGGAUGGACAGCAGGACAUAUAAACAGCUUGUUUUACCUUGUUUUGUCUGUAAAUAAUGUUAUAUUGUUCUCGACAAAUUUCCUUCCCCUCCCAUGCAGAUCAGUGUAA
This is a messenger RNA of Fraxinus pennsylvanica, 1809 nucleotides long. NCBI's taxonomy places the organism in Eukaryota, Viridiplantae, Streptophyta, Magnoliopsida, Lamiales, Oleaceae. The record is from the annotation of a GenBank genome assembly.